This is a messenger RNA of Anopheles maculipalpis, 3896 nucleotides long. Its product is annotated as capon-like protein. NCBI's taxonomy places the organism in Eukaryota, Metazoa, Arthropoda, Insecta, Diptera, Culicidae. Gene Ontology annotation, molecular function: nitric-oxide synthase binding. The transcript has 6 exons. The record is from RefSeq and is a predicted model, not a curated record. Bases 134 to 3889 code for a protein of 1251 amino acids.
GUACUCAAACAGUUACCGUUACACACGAGAUUGAGUGACGGUGGUGCUGGUUGUGGACUUGAUCAUUGUAGCACUGGGGAUCGCAGUGGUGGUAGCGAACACGGUGACGACGACUGGUACAGCAGCAGCCAAAAUGAUAAGACAAAAGUCCGAAGACUACCAUCUAGACGGGCCCGGACAGGGUGGCAAUGGAGGCAGUGGGCCUGGUGGUGGAGAAGGGCUGACAUCGCCCGGGAUGAAGCGCAAGAACGAGUCCACCUUUCGUCAGUUACAGAACGAUGUGAUGGGUAAGGCUCGCUCGACACUGAGCACUCUCGGCGACGUAUGGAAGACGAGCAAGAGCACACUGUCCGGCAGUGGAGGAACGUCAUCGGGCGGUGGUGGAGGACAGAUGGUGGACCAGUAUCACGAUACUGGCGGUGGAGACGGUGGGUAUGACGGAGGCGGUGGAGAUAUGCAGGGUGGAGUUGAAGCACAGUUCUCCACACCUCCGCGAAGUCCAAAAUCAACAAAAGACAAGAGCUCGCUUGAUUUCUUCCUGUGGCCGAAGGGUAAGAGCAAAGAUGGCUCCUCCAAGAGCAGUCAAAAGAAGGAUAAAGCUUCCAAAGGUCAACCGUCGAGCGGGUACGGUGGGGAGUAUGAAGCGGGCAGUUCGAAAUCUCGUGGAACUAAAGAACCGUCCGGAACGGGCACGAUUCGUAAACCUGGUCCAGGGCCUGGAGGAUCUGGAGGAUCACGUGGAGGUCCGCCGAAUCAUCAUCAGCAGCAAACCGUCACUUCCAACACCCAACAACAUUACCAGCAUUCGUCAAGGGCGAUGAAAUAUCGGUACGAUUAUCCAGACGCCACUGGUCAAGACUUCCGACAACGGUCGCUGGACGAAACGAGUGAGUACAGCAGAUCGAUGGAGGACAACAUGACGUAUGUAGGUCGAGACGACCAGGGCGGUUCUUCCUCCGACCGGUAUGGUGAAUACUAUUCCGAUAGUAAAGGUCGUCCCAAAUCUUACAACGAAAAGUAUUCUUCCCAGUACUACGACUACUCACCAGGAGGAUACGACCAUCAACACCCGUCAUCCUCCCGAUCGCAUCCAAGUUCUCAUCACCGAAAUGCGUACGAAUACGAUGACCAGGAGGACCAAGAUGAUCUCGAUAUGCCGUCCAAUCAGGGACAGGGAGCAGGCAACAGCUCGACAACCGCCAGUCAAUCGAAUUUACGCAAAACCACUGGAUCCGGCGGUACCUCAGGCAACUCCAACACUUCUUCUAACGCGGCCGCCUCCCCACCCGUGCAGAAGCAUAUUCUAUUCAACGAAGAAAACGACAUUCUCUACUUUAAAGAGAACCAACGCCCGUCAAAGACAAAGUCCCUCAACGAACACCAAAGCCGGACGGAUAAGCAACAGCAGCAACAUUCGGGAACUCGAGGACCGGCCAAAUCUGCAUCGUAUCCCAAAGAUGGACACCAUCAUCAUCAUCCUCAUCUCCAACAGCAACUGUCCCCAACGCAACCCCUUCAACAAGCCCCAUCUGCUCUGCGGAAAGUGUCUCGUGACGAACGACAGCAGCAGCAGCAACAACAACAACAGGCACAACCUUCCCAACAACGGUCAGCUCCGACAACUCCCUCCUCCGUAAACGAACCAACGAACAUUAUACGAGCGACGUUAAAGUUGGAAAAGCUUUCCAGUACUGGGGCACCGCUCGGGACCUCUGAGCAGCAACAGCAACAGCAAUCGGAGUCUCCCAAACCGAAGGGCAUUCAGAAGCAGUUUAGCACGAUUGUUAAUCUACCCCGGGGGAUCAGUAGCACCUUGCCACGUGGCGGAGCCAUAGAGUACGGUUCUAAAGCUGAAAGUCGCACCAGCACGAUCCCAGAGGAAUCGACAGUUAGCGGAGAUAGUGAGAAGCGUACAACCGGACGGAAGAUAUGCUUCCAGGAUGAACCGGUGGAUGUGAGCGAACGUAUUAAAUGUCAAACCUUGCCUCGUAGUGCGGGCCGCAGUUCUGUACGGACGUCGACAAUAAAGUCCUCCACGGAGCCAAACAUCGAUCCCAGUGUGAACGAAUACUUGGACACGGACAUGACCCUACCGCGCAGCGGGAGUCUUGAUUCGGACCUAGAGUCACAAGCCAUGCGGAUCGUUCGAACCGUUGGCCAAGCAUUCGAAGUGUGCCACAAGCUAACCAUACAGGACAGCGGAGACAACCUCGGUGACGAUCACUCUGAGCUGUCACCGUGCGAUGUUUCCGAACAGGAUCGGUGCUCUGACCGCAUAAGCGAGGACGACGAAAUUAAAAAAGAUCCGGCGAUAGCGUCACACCACGAUUCGCCCCGUUUGACACGACCGGACCAUUUGGAUCUGGCCCUGUUGGCUCCGGUACCGUCAUCUCCAGCUGCCACCAGCAGCACCAGUCUGCAGCGAUCGUCCACAGCACAGGAAAAGGAACCACCCGAAGCGGUAGGAUCAUCAUCAUUGGCCAAAUCCUCCCCGCUGUCGGCAUCGCGCGAAAUGACGAACCUGCGGGACCAGCUCGAUCAGCAGCAGCAACAAACGCGCCAAGUGCUCGCCCAGUUGAUGCUCGUUCGUGAGCAGCUAAUCUCGGAAACGAACGCCCGCAUGGAAGCACAGGCACGUAUCCAGCAGCUGCUGCAGCAAAAUCGUGAGCUAUUAGAGCACAUUGCAUCCCUCGGUGGCUAUCACGAACCGGACCGACCGGGACUGUCGGCUACCGCCAUCGGUAUCGCACCUCAGUUUUCCUUCCUGCAGCAGCAACAGCAACAACAACAGCAGCAGCAACAGCAACAACAACAGCAGCAGCAACAGCAGCAACAAUUGACUGAACUGUUAAAUCUCGGUGCGGCGGGUUUGAACUUCACGCCUGCCCUCCAGCAACUGCACAAACUGCAAUCAUUGGCGGGUCUGGUAGCUGGGGCAACUCCCAACGCACCCACCAACCCCCUAGCCGCUCAGCAGGAGCUGUACAAGCUGAACCAAACACUACUGACACAGCUUUCGGGCGGUGGUUUUCCCGGCGCUUUCUAUCCCGGUGCCAUUCCGACCAGCAUCGCCACGACCGGUGUCACACCGGGUGGAGUAGCCGCAGCAGCAGCAGCAAACUUUAUGUUCACCAACCCGAAUGCGGCUGGCUACGGCAGCGGAUUAGGUGCCUCCUCCAGCAAAUCACCGUCUGCAGAUAGUUCCAGCAAGAAUUCACCUACGGCAACUUCGUCCGGAUCGGGAAGACUUAUUGGUGGGGGAAGCUUUCUAGUCGACACCGGUCAACAACGCUCAAACCGUCCGUCUUAUGCGUCCUCCACUUCUACCCUGUUUGACGAGCUUCGGUUGGCCCGCAGUCUCGAGAAAGGGAUGGAAUCGCUCCGGAUGGAUGAUGAUGGGUCGAGCCCAUUCAUCAAGCCACUGUCGCAGGUCGGCACACUUACCACAAUCGAUCCGGACGGCAAGGUGAAGGUGGUGGUACCGGUUAAUCCCAACGAACAGAUGGGCUGCACUACUAGUCACUCACAGCAGCAGCAGCAGCAGCAACAGUUAGACAUUCCGGCGGUCGGACCAAGCCGGAAGUCGGCCUCAUUUUCCGAGCUACCAACGGGGACAGGUAGCGGGAGUUCGGGUGGCACUAGCGGCACGGCAAGCCAGGAAGGCAGUACCCGGAACGUUUCGAUACUGAAGGAUACAUCGCGCAACAAGACAUCCAUUCCGAGCCUGGUCACGCUGAAGGUAACGGACGAGAGUGGUACCACCGUCACGAGGAAGCUGCCGGCGACGCCUAGCUUCAUCACACGCAGCACAAGCGAGAAGGUGCCGAACCGCAGCCAGAUCAUGAGCCAGGUCCAGCGCACCCAGUGGGCACGCCACACUACCAAGUGAGGCUGUC